GUUUCUUGCUGACUUUUCUUGUACUUUUUUUUUCAAACAGCUACCCCUCCACUGCAGAAAAGUUAAAUUUGGCAAAAUGCUUAAUUACAGUCUUUCCAUCCCUAAAUCUAAAUGUUUCAGAAGAAAACGAAGGAUAUGUAAGUAUUAAAAUAAAAUCUGUCAUAAUGCAGUUCUGCUGAAAUAUUACUAUGGGGAAAGGGUAGAUGCUUAACAAAAUACAAAUAUUUUUAUAGGAGCAUCUGUAUGACCCUCUUUCACAUAAUGGAUUCAUAGAAAUUAAGCUCCGAAAUAUGAGACGGCAUCUAGAAGAAGGUCAGCGUCGCUAUCAGCGAAAAAGGAAAGUUCCCAGUGUUUCAACAGGACCAUCAACAACUCAGGCAGAUGACCCAAAUGAAUGGUUGACUGUCAUCAAGCGAAUGAAGCCAUCAUCUGAGAACAUCACCACCAUCAGAACUGCCAUGGACAAGACUUUUAACCACCGGAGGAACUGGAUCAGCGCACAAUCCCCAGCAGUCAGUGAAAUUGCCCAACAGUACCCCCGUUUCAUCGACAUGCCAUCUCUGCUAGAUGUAGAAUUUGGAAAGAUGUUUGAGGGAAAGGGAGAGAUGUUGAUCCGAAAAUGGGAGUCAACAGUUAUGCCAAAACUGGAAAGUAUUGCUGCUUUGGAGAAAGGAAGUAUAACAUCUCUGUUACACCAAAUUACAGACUGUAAUGACAAUGAGAAGUGCUAUACCAUGCUGCGGAUCCUAACACACUUGCUUCCACCAACUUCAGGAAGAGGUGCUGUGUCAAGCCACUGCAGUGUCAAAUCUGCAAUUUCAUAUCUGCUGGACAUUGUACCGUUUGCCAUUGUUGCCAGAAAUGACAGAGUUGUAAUUCCAUUGGAAGAUGAGAGCCUAACCUGUGCCUUGGAUAAACUCUUCAAGUUUUACUGGGUCUUCAACCUUGUGUAUCCUGCCCAGCUGACAUCAGUUUUCAUCUUUCUGGAGUAUGUAUAUGACCUACCAAUGUCUAAGAUUGCAAGGCGAUCUAAAGUCUUGGAGCUCAUUAGCAAGCUUCAGGUUUUAUCUUAA
Paramormyrops kingsleyae is the source of this 1073-nucleotide messenger RNA. The record is from RefSeq and is a predicted model, not a curated record. NCBI's taxonomy places the organism in Eukaryota, Metazoa, Chordata, Actinopteri, Osteoglossiformes, Mormyridae.